Molecule: messenger RNA, 3497 nt
Organism: Echinops telfairi (small Madagascar hedgehog)
Lineage: Eukaryota; Metazoa; Chordata; Mammalia; Afrosoricida; Tenrecidae
Gene: MYO1F
Product: myosin IF
Exons: 26
Coding region: 59-3094 (1011 amino acids)
Biological process (GO): actin filament organization; vesicle transport along actin filament
Cellular component (GO): plasma membrane; vesicle; myosin complex
Molecular function (GO): actin filament binding; microfilament motor activity; ATP binding
Source: RefSeq, a predicted model, not a curated record
UGCACCCCAGCUGGGACCUACUCGAGUGCCCCCACGGGCUCGGACACCAACUCUCACCAUGGGCAGCAAGGAGCGGUUCCACUGGCAGAGCCACAACGUGAAGCAGAGCGGCGUGGACGACAUGGUGCUGCUGCCCCAGAUCACUGAGGACGGCAUCGUGAGCAACCUGCGCAAGCGCUUCAUGGACGACUACAUCUUCACCUAUAUCGGCUCUGUACUCAUCUCUGUGAACCCCUUCAAGCAGAUGCCCUACUUCACGGACCGAGAGAUCGACCUCUACCAGGGCGCGGCCCAGUACGAGAACCCACCGCACAUCUAUGCCCUCACGGACAACAUGUACCGGAACAUGCUCAUAGACUGCGAGAACCAAUGUGUCAUCAUCAGCGGCGAGAGCGGAGCUGGAAAGACGGUGGCCGCCAAGUACAUCAUGGGCUACAUCUCCAAGGUGUCCGGCGGGGGCGAGAAGGUCCAGCACGUCAAGGACAUCAUCCUGCAGUCCAACCCGCUGCUGGAGGCCUUCGGCAACGCCAAGACCGUGCGCAACAACAACUCCAGUCGCUUCGGCAAGUACUUUGAGAUCCAGUUCAGCAGAGGCGGGGAGCCGGAUGGGGGCAAGAUCUCCAACUUCCUGCUGGAGAAGUCCCGCGUGGUCUCGCAGAAUGAAAACGAAAGGAACUUCCACAUCUACUACCAGGUAUGGUUCCUGGCCUUUCCUGCCUACCUGCUGGGCAUUGACAGUGGGCGGCUGCAGGAGAAGCUGACCAGCCGCAAGAUGGACAGCCGCUGGGGUGGGCGCAGUGAGUCCAUCGACGUGACCCUCAACGUAGAGCAGGCUGCCUACACCCGCGACGCCCUGGCCAAGGGGCUGUACUCCCGUCUCUUUGACUUCCUCGUGGAGGCCAUCAACCGAGCCAUGCAGAAGCCACAGGAGGAGUACAGCAUCGGCGUACUGGACAUCUACGGCUUUGAGAUCUUCCAGAAAAAUGGCUUCGAGCAGUUCUGCAUUAACUUCGUCAACGAGAAGCUGCAGCAGAUCUUCAUCGAACUCACGCUGAAGGCCGAGCAGGAGGAGUAUGUUCAGGAGGGCAUCCGCUGGACCCCCAUUCAGUACUUCAACAACAAAGUUGUCUGCGACCUUAUCGAGAAUAAACUGAGCCCGCCGGGCAUCAUGAGCGUCCUGGAUGAUGUGUGCGCCACCAUGCAUGCCACAGGAGGCGGAGCAGACCAGACGCUGCUGCAGAAGCUGCAGGCGGCCGUGGGCACCCACGAGCACUUCAACAGCUGGAACUCCGGCUUCGUCAUCCACCACUAUGCCGGCAAGGUCUCCUACGACGUCAGCGGCUUCUGUGAGAGGAACCGGGAUGUUCUCUUCUCCGACCUUAUAGAGCUGAUGCAGACCAGUGAGCAUGUCUUCCUUCAGAUGCUCUUUCCCGAGAAGCUGGACGGAGACAAGAAGGGCCGCCCCAGCACCGCGGGCUCCAAGAUCAAGAAACAAGCCAAUGAUCUGGUGGCCACGCUGAAGAGGUGCACGCCCCACUACAUCCGCUGCAUCAAGCCCAACGAGACCAAGAGACCCCGAGACUGGGAGGAGAGCAGGGUGAAGCACCAGGUGGAGUACCUGGGCCUGAAGGAGAACAUCAGGGUGCGCAGGGCGGGCUUUGCUUACCGCCGCCAGUUCUCCAAGUUCCUGCAGAGGUACGCCAUUCUGACUCCCGAGACGUGGCCCCGGUGGCGCGGGGACGAGCGCCAGGGCGUGCAGCACCUGCUGCAGGCGGUGAACAUGGAUCGAGACCAGUACCAGAUGGGCAGCACCAAGGUCUUCGUCAAGAACCCCGAGUCGCUUUUCCUCCUGGAGGAGAUGCGGGAACGCAAGUUCGACGGCUUUGCCCGCACCAUCCAGAAGGCCUGGCGGCGUCACGUGGCAGUCCGGAAGUACGAGGAGAUGCGGCAGGAAGCCUCCAACAUCCUGCUCAACAAGAAGGAGCGGCGGCGGAACAGCAUCAACCGCAACUUCGUCGGGGACUACCUGGGGCUGGAGGAGCGGCCCGAGCUGCGGCAGUUCCUGGGCAAGCGCGAGCGGGUGGACUUUGCCGACUCGGUCACCAAAUACGACCGGCGCUUCAAGCCCAUCAAGCGGGACCUGAUCCUGACCCCCAAGUGUGUGUAUGUGAUCGGGAGGGAGAAGGCGAAGAAAGGGCCGGAGAAGGGCCAGGUGCGGGAGAUCCUGAAGAAGAAGCUCGAGCUCCCAGCCCUGCGGGGAGUCUCCCUCAGCACCCGGCAGGACGACUUCUUCAUCCUUCAGGAGGAUGUGGCCGACAGCUUCCUGGAGAGCAUCUUCAAGACCGAGUUCGUCAGCCUCUUGUGCAAACGCUUCCAGGAGGCAGCAGGGCGGCCCCUGCCCCUCACCUUCAGCGACACACUACAGUUCCGGGUGAAGAAGGAGGGUUGGGGCGGGGGCGGGACCCGCAGCGUCACCUUCUCCCGUGGCGUGGGUGAUGAGGCUGUACUCAAGGCCAGCAGCCGGGCUCUCACUGUCAGCGUGGGCGACGGACUGCCCAAGAACUCCAAGCCAACGCGGAAGGGACAAGCCCAAGGAAAACCCAGAAGGGCAGCUCCAGCCCCUGCCCGGGCAGCCCCGGGGCCCUCCAGAGGCAUGAGUCCCAAUGGGGUGCCACCCUCUGCCAGAAGGGGCCCCAACCCCCUGGAGCUCACAGCUAUGCGGGGCUCCCAGCGGCCUCCCCAAGGCCCUCCAGCUUCCACACUGGGGGCCAACAGACGCCCCCGGGCCCAGACUCCCUCAGAGCACAACACAGAAUUCCUCAACGUACCUGACCAGGGUGUGGCCGGCAUGCAGAGAAAACGCAGUGUGGGGCAGCGACCGGUGCCGGGCGUGGGCCGGCCCAAGCCCCAACCUCGGACCCACGGUCCACGGUGCCGUGCACUGUACCAGUACAUCGGCCAAGACGUGGAUGAACUGAGUUUCAACGUCAACGAGGUCAUCGAGAUCCUGUUGGAAGACCCCUCAGGCUGGUGGAAGGGCCGGCUGCAUGGCCAGGAGGGCCUCUUCCCUGGAAACUACGUGGAGAAGAUCUGAGCUGGGGCCCGCGACUCUACCUGAACCCCUGACUUCUGGCCAGAGCCGGCCCAGUGAUGGUAGCCCUAUGGGGGUUGGCCUGAAACCAGCCAUGCAACCCUGGGUCUACGGGCCGCUCAGCCCUGCCCGCACUGCAAGCCUACCCCGGGGCCUGGCCUCCCCACUUUCCACCCGCUGCCUGGGCCUCUGCUUCUGCCUGCGUCCAAAGGGGUGGACAGAGGAACCAAGCUCCCAGCUGCCUCGUGAUCACUGAGCGAUCCGGGUCCCAUCAGCGAAGGGUAACCACAGUCGGGACCUUGACGUGCUCGGCCCCGUCUCUCCACCCAUCAGGGUGGCAAGAAGUUAUUUGCCCCAUGAAAGCCAGAUAAAAAAAUUGAUCAAUAAACAUCUUUAAGUAUUUGAA